AUGUGGUCUCUCUACUUCCUCACAGCCCUUUUCACAAUCUCUCCCACCAUCGCAAAGAAAUCCUCCAAGCCCUGUCCAACCGUCACAACCACUGCAACUCUCUGCACAACCUGCGUUGUCCCCGCCUGUCUCACUAUCGAAACCAUCUCCUCCCAGCGAAACUGUCCCUCCAAGGUCCCAACCUCUGGCACAUCAUUCCCUUGCUCCAAAUCAAAGUGUCCCAGUGGCUGCGCAACUUCUUACACCUACGCUUCAGCCUAUGGAACUGUUACUAAGAAACCCAAGUGUCCUACUGUCACUGAAACAGCCACUAUUUGUUCUGACUGUAUUAGGCCGAUGUGUUUGACCUUGGAGACGGUGAGUUCAGUUUGCGGAUGCCCCGAGUUGCCUGCCACGGUUACGACCAGCUACCCUUGCGGUGAGGAUUGUCCUGUUGGAUGUGGGACGGAGUAUGUAACUCCUACUGUUACGCCAAAUUGUAAGAAGAACGAGGAUUAG
Messenger RNA from Fusarium fujikuroi IMI 58289, 498 nucleotides. RefSeq lists its product as uncharacterized. The coding region runs from base 1 to 498 and encodes 165 amino acids. The transcript is spliced from 2 exons. The record is from RefSeq and is a predicted model, not a curated record. NCBI's taxonomy places the organism in Eukaryota, Fungi, Ascomycota, Sordariomycetes, Hypocreales, Nectriaceae.